This is a messenger RNA of Caenorhabditis briggsae, 1353 nucleotides long. RefSeq names its product Protein CBR-ENT-2 (gene Cbr-ent-2). The record is from RefSeq and is a predicted model, not a curated record. Lineage: Eukaryota; Metazoa; Nematoda; Chromadorea; Rhabditida; Rhabditidae. Gene Ontology annotation, molecular function: nucleoside transmembrane transporter activity. The coding region runs from base 1 to 1353 and encodes 450 amino acids. Gene Ontology annotation, biological process: nucleoside transmembrane transport. The transcript has 6 exons. Gene Ontology annotation, cellular component: plasma membrane.
AUGUCGUCAGGCACGGAACUUCAGCCGCUCAACGAGCCAAAAAAUGUGGAGGAGACCGCAGUGGAGGUCGAGGAAGAGGCUCCAGAAGAUAGAAAGAAUCUUGUCUUCUUCAUCAUCUUGCUUCACGGAAUCGGAACUCUCAUGCCAUGGAAUAUGCUCAUCACGAUUUCAUAUGAUUACUUCGAAUCAUACAAAAUGCUCGCCAACUCGACCAUCGACAUGGACACUGGAGCCGUGACCGGAGACCCGACUGUCUAUUCAUCUAACUUCCAGAGUUUCCAAACGAUCGCCUCCCAAGUGCCGAACCUUCUUCUUAAUCUUCUCAACAUCUUCAUUGUCGUCAAAGGAGGACUCGCUGGACGUAUCACCGUUGGACUUUCCAUCGUCGCUGUCUGCGUUAUCACCACCAUGGCCUUCAUCUACGUUGAGACACAUACCUGGCUCACCGGCUUCUUCAUCCUCACCAUUGCCACUAUCAUCAUCCUCAACGGUGCCAAUGGAGUCUACCAGAACAGUAUCUUCGGUCUCGCCGGCGAACUUCCAUUCAAGUACACCAAUGCUGUCAUCAUUGGUAACAAUUUGUGCGGAACGUUUGUUACCUUGCUCAGCAUGUCCACCAAGGCUGUGACCCGCAACAUCUUGGACCGUGCCUUUGCCUAUUUCCUGAUUGCUCUCAUCACCUUGGUCUUCUGCUUCAUCUCGUUCUUGAUCCUCAAGAAACAACGCUUCUACCAAUUCUACAGUACUCGUGCCGAGAGACAGCGUGCCAAGAAUGAGGAAUCCGCAGAUAACAAAGGAAAGAUGGCGACCUACGUUGCCACAUUCAAGGAGGCCUUCCCAAUGCUCCUCAACGUUUUCUUGGUUUUCUUCGUCACCCUUUCCGUGUUCCCAGGAGUCAUGAUGUAUGUCAAGGAUGAGAAGAAGGGCGGAACCUACGAUUUCCCAUUGCCAAAGAACUACUUCAUGGACGUGACCACUUUCCUUCAAUUCAACGUCUUCGCCUUCAUCGGAUCGAUUGUAGCCGGAAGAAAACAAUGGCCUGCCCCAAACAAGCUCUGGAUCCCAGUCUACCUCCGCCUCCUCUACAUCCCAUUCUUCGCCUUCUGCAACUACCUCCCUGAGACCCGUACCUGGCCAGUUCUCUUUGAGUCCACCUGGUUGUUCGUCAUUGUCGCUGCUUCGAUGAGCUUCGGAAGUGGAUACUUCUCCGGACUCGCCAUGAUGUAUACCUCGAAGACUGUCGACCCAUCCAGAGCUCAGGUCGCCGGAAUGAUGGCCGGAUUCUCCCUCAUCUCUGGCAUCGUGUCUGGACUGCUCUUCACCAUGGUCAUCAAGAUGUUUGUCACUGCCUAA